Messenger RNA from Penicillium salamii, 780 nucleotides. NCBI's taxonomy places the organism in Eukaryota, Fungi, Ascomycota, Eurotiomycetes, Eurotiales, Aspergillaceae. The record is from the annotation of a GenBank genome assembly.
AUGAUAGCAGAAGGCAGCACGGCAGUGUUGCGACUAUUUCCCAACGGUGGAUGGGACGUUCAUCAUCACAUUUUCGAACCUGAGAGAUUUCCUUACUCCCCAGACCGACAUUUAACACCACCUCCCGCAACAAUCAAACGCUACAAUGACUUCAAGCGACAAAUCGGAAUUACCAAUUCCGUCCUCACCCAUGGCCUUUCAUAUGGAUCCGACUGCAGUUGCCUGACAACUUUCACGACAGAUCUAGGUCCAGAUAUCACUCGAGCCAUUGGAGUCAUUGAUCCAGAAACUGUCACUCCCUCUCAGCUCAAAGAGAUGCACAACGCAGGCGUCCGUGGUAUUCGGGUAAAUCUAUAUCAUUACAAUGCGAUGCACGAUCUGGAAUUGCAAAAGGUGGCUUUGCGAGCGCAUGCAAGUGCACUGGAAAGUUCAUGCGCAGGUUGGAGCAUGGCUUUCACGCAUGUUCACCCGGAGUUUUGGCCUGACCUUAAGCCUGUUAUCAUAAAUGACAUUGUUCCAAAGGGAAUUCGGCUCGUCACUGAUCAUUUCGCUCUGCUCAAGGGUGCGAGUAUGCUUCCAGCUGAGUGUCAAGGUGAUAUUACAAAGCAGCCAGGAUUUGAGGCUCUGAUUGAGUUGAUCCGGGAUGGUCAUCUGUUCGUCAAGAUCAGUGCGCCAUAUCGCGUGAGUAAGAAUGCACCGGACUUUGCGGAUGUAAAGCCUCUGGUUCGUGCGUUCUUUGAUGCUAACCCACAACAAGUUCUGUGGGGAAGUGAUUGGUAA